Cetraspora pellucida is the source of this 129-nucleotide messenger RNA. The record is from the annotation of a GenBank genome assembly. Lineage: Eukaryota; Fungi; Glomeromycota; Glomeromycetes; Diversisporales; Gigasporaceae.
AUGUCUAUGGAUUGUCUUCGGGGUCCUACACCGAGGGUCAGGGACCCAAUUGUGAUUGACUUACCACCACGUGGCAGGAAGGAUUGGGGUGACGUACGCAGCAACGAAUCAGGAUGCGGAGGGAAGUAA